AAGGGAGCGGGAGGGGGGGAUGAAGAGAUGCCGGGAAAGCGCGCCACCGAGAAUGCGGCAACAUUUUGAAUGGGAAGCGCGGGCCCUGCCUCCACAUUUACACCAUUCGCGCUUCUUCUUUCUCUCUCUAUAUAUAAAUUAAUCCUCUAAAACAAACAAUAAUAAAUUAAAACCCAAAGCAUUAUCAUUUCCUCCGUUUCCCCCGAGACCUCCUCUUCCCUUCUUCUUACUUCCCCAUUUUCCCCUCUCCUCACUCAAAUCAAAUCUACCUCCAAUCCUUUUCAAGGAUUUUUUCUGCCCGAGAGAUUAAAGUUCUAGAAGAUAGAUUGGUUGAUCAGAUUUGCGUCCCCCCUUCCUGUGUGUGAUAAUGCGGGAGGAUAACAUUGAUGGUGUGUUAGGCCACAAUCGUCUGGCCCUUGGAAACCUAACCAAUCGUCCGCUCAAACGAAAGCUUUCCUCCAUUUUGAGUCAUUCAGGUGCUAAACCAAGGGAUGUAUGUGGGAAAACUGUGGAUGGGGAAGACGAAUAUGUCAAGGAGAACUGUAAACGCUCGAGCGGAGAACAAUGUUAUUCAAUGGCGCUGUCUAGAUUUAGCAAGGAGCAGCAGGAAUCUGAUUGCUCACUGGCUUCGAGUGAAGCUGAUACUGCUUUUUCUGAGAUGCCAAAACAAUCUGUGCAGUGUAAUUUGCCGAUUGACGAACCACAUCUUGUGCAUGAGGGUGAACACAGAAUUACAGAUAGUGAAGCUUUGGGAGUUCCUUGCUUGCCCACAUCUGUAGUCCCUACUUGCUCUGAGGAUAACAAGAAAGAGUGUCCUGGAAUUAUGCUAAACAAUGAUAAUAACGAGGAAGCAGUUGAUCCUGUUUUAAGUAAUGACGAAAAGGAUAUUGACGUUGGGAUAAUUGGCUCAAGCAACCAUGACUCCUCGGAAUGGUCGAGGAUGCCUAUUUCAGAGGGUUCCAAGUCUCUGGGAUUGGAUAGGUGCUCAGGACUUAAGACUAGUAACUGUGCUAAUGCAGACAUGUAUGACGACUUGCUUAAAACAUGUUCUUGUUCGUUCUGCUUGAAAGCAUCAUACAUUUGGUCAGAUCUCCAUUACCAGGACAUUAAAGGACGUAUUUCAGCACUUAAGAAAAGCCAGAAAGAUGCAAGCAUCUUGGCUCAGAAAAGCAGCAAAGAGAAAGAGACUUAUCAUGGUCAAGGAAAUUCUUCCAGCUCAAAGCUAGAACUUGAUCUUUGUGGUCAAUGGAUGUCUCUGUUCCGUCAUAUGGAAGAUACGUUUGCUCAUGAAGGAAACCAACUUCAAAGCAGUUUUGUUAGCCUGAAAGAUCUGAGAGAGGAUUGCAAGAUGAAUUUGGAAAUGUUUAAUGCCAUGCCCAUGGAGAAGCAUUAGCGUGCUGUUGUUUUUCCUCCCAGUCUGAUGGUUUUGGGCCGUGUGAAUGCAUGACAGCCUUGAAUUAGAUUGAGAUAUUUGAUACAUCUGCUAUGAAGACAGGUAACUUGUUUGAACUUGCUCUUUUAAGAUUGCUAUUCCAUAGUUGAGAUUUGAGAAAAUGCAUUUUAGGGGGGUCAUGAGUGUUUAAAAAGUGACUUGUAGGUUUUGACUGGGUGAGAAGAACAGGCUGAACUUAGCAGAUUGGUUUAUAAGGUCUUGAAAUCAAUCAAUCUGUCUAGAGUUUACUGUAACAAUCUUUAGAAAUUAAUUCUUUAAGCCUUCGAAAUAUAAUUGUUUAUAAAAUAAAAUUUGAUUUCCAGUUGUCGUAAUGUUUAAAUAGAUAGAUGCUCAAGAAACCAAUCUUUUCACUAUUAUUUAACAAAUUUAAUUAACCUA
Molecule: messenger RNA, 1831 nt
Organism: Cucumis sativus (cucumber)
Lineage: Eukaryota; Viridiplantae; Streptophyta; Magnoliopsida; Cucurbitales; Cucurbitaceae
Exons: 6
Coding region: 368-1393 (341 amino acids)
Source: RefSeq, a predicted model, not a curated record